AACAUAACAAAUUUGUUCUACCAACCGGUGUGUACGACAAGAUGAGAGUAACGAUCAUUCAUCAUUUAUUGAGCUAAAUCAGUCGUAAAAACUAACUUUUGAUCUAUUCUGAGGAAACUAAACACGAUUUUGACGUCAAGCGGAGCAAGAGAAUAUAUCUGAGCUGAACAAUGGCCCGAAACGCUUGUAAUCGAGCCACAGGCCUCCUGUUUUUUUCUGGAAACAGCCAUCCGGAGUUGUCCAAUUCUGUUGCACGGCGUCUAGGAGUAGAAUUGGGCCAGGUGGAUGUUUAUACCCAAGACAACAAAGAAACAAAGGUCCAGAUUCAAGAAUCAGUGAGAGGCAAAGAUAUUUUCAUACUUCAGACUGGAGCAAAAGAUGUGAACAAUGCGAUUAUGGAGUUAUUGAUCAUAGCCUAUGCCUGUAAGACAUCGUCUGCAAGGUCCAUCGUAGCUGUCAUUCCGUACCUUCCAUAUAGUAAACAGAGUCAGAUGAGGAAAAGAGGAUCCAUUGUUGCCAAAUUGCUUGCCACUAUGCUCUGUAAAGCUGGUGUGACACAUGUGAUCACAAUGGACCUACAUCAUAAAGAGAUUCAAGGGUUCUUUGACGUGCCUGUAGACAACCUCAGAGCUUCCCCAUUCCUUGUCCAAUACAUUCAAGAACAUAUUCCUGAUUGGAGAAAUGCUGUAAUAGUAGCCCGUAAUCCCGGAUCAGCAAAGAGGGCGACAUCCUACGCCGAGAGGCUUCGCCUUGGACUAGCCGUUAUCCACGGAGAGCAGAAGGAAUCGGAGUCGGACAGGGUGGAUGGCCGCCAUUCUCCACCCCCUGUGGCACCCGGAAGUAGCAGUCAGGCCCUAGGAAUGCCUGGCCUACCUUUUUUCACACCUAAGGAGAAACCACCCAUUAAUGUUGUUGGCGAUGUAGGAGGAAGAAUUGCCAUCAUUGUGGAUGACAUGAUUGACGAGGCGGAAUCCUUUGUCGCAGCAGCUGAACUAGUGAAGGAUAGAGGGGCGUAUAAGAUAUACAUUAUUGCUACACAUGGUCUCUUAUCCUCAGAAGCCCCUAAGAUUAUUGAAGAUUCCUGCAUUGAUGAGGUCAUUGUAACAAACACGGUAUCACAUGACCUCCAGCGGCUCCAGUGCAACAAGCUCCGUACGGUAGACAUCAGCCUCCUGCUCUCGGAGUCCAUCAGGAGGAUACACUACGGGGAGUCCAUGUCGUAUCUCUUUAGGAAUAUCCCUCUUGAAGACUGAAAUGAGGCUAAAUGCGCGUUCAUUGCAUAGUACUGUGGUACAGUGAUUUUCCAUCCACAUUCGUAAAGGCUUGUUCAAAUGCGGGGUGUGUGUCGUGGAGCACGUAGUGAGUGAGUUUCAUUGAUUAAUUUCUUCUGAGCCAAUCAGAUGCAAGGAUUUUGGUAGCUUAUAACAGUUGCCAGUGUGAACCCCUGACUAUUUGUUUCAUGAAAUGCCCCCAAGGUGUGACACAACAAAGCUUACCUUACAAUAAAAAGAGGGAUUUUAUUCUUUCAUUUGGACAAAGCCAUAUUCCUGUAUUCUGGAGUGCAUGCAGUAUGACAGGCCAUUGUCUAACUGCCUGUACCAAAGAUACACCAAGGGGAAGAUCGGACACUUCAACAAUUUUUUGAAACGCUCGAUAAAUGCUUGUGGGGAAGGGCGCCCAACAGCGUUGAGUAAGUAAACCUUCGCAUGUCGACACGCGACUGUGUAUAAAACAUAUGGGGAAAAUGAGAGAGGAGAGUUUGGAGAGGGCAGGUCUCAAGGGUGGCGCAUGUGAAUAAUUCCACGUUUUUAUUACCAAGAAACCUCAGAAAUAUAUUCAUCUCUAAUUUAAGGAAAAUUCAAGAAAAAACAAUUUGAAAUGUAAAAAUCGUCUAUUCCUUCAACCCUUCACCAUUUCUCUCAUAUGUUUUGUACACAACCAUCUCGCGAUACGCAAAGGUAAAAAAAGGUCGUUGCUUACUCAACGCUGUAGGGCGCUCUUCCCGAGCGUUUCAUUACGCGGUCUAUGUACUGUCCGAUCUUCCCCUUGUAGUAUCUUUGCCUGUACUGACCGCACAGAAACGUAGUCAGGGCUAACAAUGCUGUUACAGCUGGUAGUGUGGCAGUGAUGCGUAUUGUAACGAUAAUGCAUUACUUCUACUUUGAAAUGAAUGUUUUGACUUCACAAUCCGAAAGAUGUGACUGGGCUCACUGUUGGCGCUCUGUUAGGCUAACAUUAACAAUGUUUCUGUGCGGCCGGCACUGGUGAAGAAAAAUAUAUUCCCAGACAGUUAUGAAUGAUUUGAGUGUCGAAAUGAGCUGAUAAAUUGAACCUCUAGAUUUGUGUCAUAAUUGGCUGUCCAUAGAAACAUGAUAGCCAUAAUCUGAGACCCGAGUGUAAAUUAAACCCGGUGGGUGUUUCAUAAAGUUUUUCAUAAGUUCUUAAAGAGUGACUUUAAGAUUGACUGAUGAAACUUUUUUGCAUGCGAAAUAAUCACCAAUGAACAUUAAUUAAUGGUGAAUACCAUUUACCACAAGAAAGGAUCACCAGUCGUUCUUAAGGUCACUCUUAACCCUAUCUAGGCCGGGGGGGGGGGGGGCCUUGAGAUCUCAGCCGUCGAUUGUGGGAUCUCGCUGAAAAUUGGCACGCAGGUUGACUGGGACAUAAUCUACAAGAUUGUAGAAUAAUUUAUUUCAUGAAAAUUGCUAUUAAGUGAUUAUGCUAAUUUAUGCAUAAUUAUUGUGCAAAAUCAUAAUUUUAACUCCCUAAGUAAAGCUCCAAAUGUUCUGAUUUUUGGCAUGACGAAAACCUCCAUUUGAGAACACUAUACCCCAGUUUCCCUUCUCAUCAAUUCUCUUCUCCAAGUACGACAAACCCUAACUGCCCCAAGCAAGCAAUUUAAGUAUCAAAACACCUGUUUUUUUACCUCGGUCCGAAGAUAACACGACAGCCCGGCAUAUACAGUCACAGCAGGGGGCCACACACGAUGGAUUGCAAUGUGUGUAGUUCUGGUGAGUGUCCAAGAGCCUGCUAUGGAGUUCCGUGUAUACACGUGAAAGUGCAACUUUUUUCUUCUUUCUUUCUGUCUGUCUUUCUUUCUUUCUUUCUUUUUUUCUUUCUUUCUUCCUUCCUUUCUUUCUUCCUUCCUUCCUUCCUUUCUUUCUUUCUUUCUUUCUGUCUGGCUGUCUUGUUUUUUUUUCUUUCUAGGCCUAUUUUUCUUCAUCCACCUCCUUUCUACAGUACGUUUGCGAUUAAAAAAAGUACUUACAGUUAUAGUUUGUAUUUAAAUUAAGAAUAAGACUUUGGGGGGAAAAAGAAUAAUGAUUUCAUAUUUGUUUGCAUAUCAGCCGCAUGAUUAUUCUACUGUGUAUGUUGGUAUGCCAAUAUUGCGUGAAUUGUUGAUAGGGUUGAUUUACGAACAGCUUUAUGAAACGGCCCCAGAGUUCAGAAUAUGAGUCGUAAUGUUAUAACCAUAUUUUGCACUUUACCCACAUGAGACUAAGCCAGCAUGUACGUGGACUACGUUCUAUGGUCAAUGGCUAUAUAUCAUAAUCGGGCAGUCUCCAACAGGUUAUAUGAAUUUGAUCGGUCCAAUUGUAUUUACAGCAUAGCCAUGAUGAAUAAUGUAGCUUGUUUCUGCAGUACUGCUUGUGUGCAUGUGUCCAAUUAUGUUGACUUUGUGCACUACUUGUUUGUCAAGCUUUGUUGUAUUUUUUUUCCACACUGUAUUUGAACAAGCCCUUUGGGGCGGAGGGGGAGUUAACAAAAAUUUUAAUGAAAUAUAUCGAAGAGCAGUAGAGCAAGACUUCUCUUGAAACAUUUUGUAGCUGAUGAAAUCCAAAUUGCCUAGCUCUCUCUCUGUUUCAAUGUUUUAUUACAGCACAUUUGGGGUCAUGUUAUGGCCCUUUUAUAGCUAUUAACAAUAUAAACAGUGAAAAUCUUUAUUAUUCAGGUUUGGUUAUUUUGAGUUGUGAACAUUUCGUGAUAUAUUCAUGAUGCAUAGAGCCACUCUCAAAAUUUGCCAUAAUUCAUGGGUUUACAGUAUUCACAAUAAUUAUAAGUGUCAUUUUUAACUUUAUCACAUUGUAAAAUUCCAAUAACCUACACAUAAUGUUCAUGUAGGUAUACAUGUAUGGGAGGGAGUUUGUCUAAUUUGUAUUUGUUUGAUUUAUUUUCCUUCAAUUUUGACUAAAUUAAGUAUUAUUAACACUCUUUCUUCUAUUGAAAACAUACACCCUUUGUAUAAUUAUUUUAGUGUAAAGCAUCGGUUAUGACAGUGGUGUAACUGUAUGAUAACAAUCGGAAUGUUUCUUUCAUAUUUCUCAUAUUAUUAACAGUGCUAUGAUGAUUUGAUGGUAAAUGAUAUUGGCACAAUGUGGAUUGUUCUUAAAGUUUAUUUAUGAAACGCCACCUUUUCUGCACAAUGCUACCUAUCUUAUGUCAAGAUAUUUAUUACAAACACGUCUCUUUCUCUGUUCAUAAUUGUGAGUAUUGAUGCAGUUUGUUUGUUUUGUUUGUUGGUUUGUUUUUUUUUGGGGGGGGGAUGAUUGCCUUAUUAUGAAAUAGUAUGUGUGCUCUGAUCUGAAUAGCUCUAAUAUGAUAUGAAAAUAUUGAAUUCCUGAAUGUGUGAUAGUGCAACAUACAUCACAAGGUCAAAUUUUGACUUUCUCACUUCACAAGGCUAAAGGCCUGGUCCCACUAUAUUCAUAACGGAUACAAUGGACAAGCAAAAUUUCGGGGUGGCUCCAUCCGUUUUCAUCCGCUCCAGACAAUGGACAAAAUGGGCGAACAAUGAAAUCACAGUGGACGAAUGCUCGAUGGAUGUAAAGAGUACAUUACAGAUACAUAACGUUUUCCAAAGGAUGGCAAGAUUCUUUUCCGUUUUACAUCCUCUCUGCAUCCGUAAGUGCAGUGGGACCAAGCCUUAAGCUGAGUUUUAUAGGUAUAGUCCAAGUCUGACCAAAUUAUAUUUUUACUAUUGCAUGAAAAUAGAUAGACAAUAUUUGUUUUACAUCAAAAAGGACUAUUUCUCGUAAUGCAUAAUGAGAAAUAUUACUGUAAUAAUGAAAUGUCAUUGGUAUCCAGAUCAAUCAAAAUAUGCCUUGAGGUUUCCUUUGUUUCCAUUGAUUGUUGUACACUAUGGCCCGUAUUCUGAAGUCGGGUUUAAUUUAAACUCUGGUUUUAAGUUCAAAUUCAAAUUUAUUUAUUUCACUUCCAUCAAACAAAACCAAAUUGUAUACCAUAUAUAAACAUAAAUAUUUGUAUCCGUUGC
Messenger RNA from Lytechinus pictus (painted urchin), 5272 nucleotides. Its product is annotated as phosphoribosyl pyrophosphate synthase-associated protein 2-like. Gene Ontology annotation, cellular component: cytoplasm; ribose phosphate diphosphokinase complex. Gene Ontology annotation, molecular function: magnesium ion binding; ATP binding; ribose phosphate diphosphokinase activity. NCBI's taxonomy places the organism in Eukaryota, Metazoa, Echinodermata, Echinoidea, Temnopleuroida, Toxopneustidae. The transcript is spliced from 9 exons. Gene Ontology annotation, biological process: purine nucleotide biosynthetic process; 5-phosphoribose 1-diphosphate biosynthetic process. The coding region runs from base 171 to 1253 and encodes 360 amino acids. The record is from RefSeq and is a predicted model, not a curated record.